AUGUCAAACAGUCAACCGGAUCCGCUGGUUCGCCAGCACACCAACGACAUCGAGUUGGGUGUUUCAGAUGUCUUGCAACGUCAUGUCACGAGGCAUGUUGUGGCGCCAAAGCCGGUGUCGCAAAAGAAGCUCAAUUUCGAGCACAAGCGACCGCGUAUCCUGCGGGAAAUGAUGGCAGAAGCCACCGGCGUCUUCUUCUACGUCUUCCCUGGCAUUGCUUCAGUCGCCUCAUUCACGUUAGCCACCACCAAUGGAGUUGGCGCCCAAGUGGGGAUUCCGGUCUUUGGAUCUCUUUUCCAGAUCGGUUGGGCCUUUGCCAUUGGCAUCGCGUUUGCCAUUAUCACUUGUGCACCUGUGAGUGGUGGACACUUCAACCCGGCCAUCACAUUGUGUUUCGCCAUCUGGCAAGGAUUCCCAUGGCGCAAAGUCCCGCACUACAUCUUCUCGCAGAUCUUCGGCGCCUUCGUGGCCGGCCUCUUCCUCAUGGCCUGCUACUGGCCCCAGAUCCAGGCGGCCAAGGCUAUCGACCUGAAGACGCACGGCACGGCCGUCUACAACGGCGGUGUGGCCAGCAUAUUCUGCGCGUUCCCGAACCCCGAUCAGACGAACCAAGGGUACCUGUUCUUCCAGGAGUUCUUUGUCGAUUCCUACAUUGGCAUCGUCAUCUGGGCGUGCUUGGACCCGGCGAAUCCGUUCGUGAGCCCCACGAGUGCGCCCUAUACGAUUGGCAUCGCCUAUGCGGCUAUGGUUUGGGGGUUUGCUGGUAACACCCUUUCGACCAAUUUGGCAAGAGAUCUGGGUACGCGUAUUGUGGCGGCGAUCUUCUUCGGUGGCGAGGCGUUCAGCUACAAUAAUGGAUACUCGUGGAUUUCGAUCCUUGUCAACGUUCCCGCCACAAUCUUUGCGACAGGUUACUAUGAAUUCCUUAUUAGGGAUAGUUUGCAGAAGAUUCAGGGUGGGCAUGCUGAGCAUGAGGGUGGAGAGGAGGGUUUGACGAGGUAUUUGAGUAAGGUUACAGGUGAGGAUAUCCCAACCGAGAAUCAAACCUCCGAACGUGGGAUCAUGAAUGCGGCAAAUGGUGUGUACGAGAAGCAGUUUUGA
Molecule: messenger RNA, 1101 nt
Organism: Cladophialophora yegresii CBS 114405
Lineage: Eukaryota; Fungi; Ascomycota; Eurotiomycetes; Chaetothyriales; Herpotrichiellaceae
Exons: 5
Coding region: 1-1101 (366 amino acids)
Biological process (GO): glycerol transmembrane transport; water transport
Cellular component (GO): plasma membrane
Molecular function (GO): glycerol channel activity; water channel activity
Source: RefSeq, a predicted model, not a curated record